Fusarium verticillioides 7600 is the source of this 2319-nucleotide messenger RNA. RefSeq lists its product as hypothetical. The coding region runs from base 1 to 2319 and encodes 772 amino acids. Gene Ontology annotation, biological process: DNA-templated transcription; regulation of DNA-templated transcription. Gene Ontology annotation, molecular function: zinc ion binding; DNA binding; DNA-binding transcription factor activity, RNA polymerase II-specific. Lineage: Eukaryota; Fungi; Ascomycota; Sordariomycetes; Hypocreales; Nectriaceae. The record is from RefSeq and is a predicted model, not a curated record. The transcript has 8 exons.
AUGUUCAGCCAGGGCGGUGCCAGUUCCUUGGGUCAGCAGGGACAGGGCAAUAAACGACAACGCACAGCAGCCAUGUAUCACCGUAAACGUGCCGUGACAGCCUGCCAAUCUUGCCGAUUGAGAAAGACUAAAUGUGACAAUGUCCGGCCAGUCUGUGGGUUCUGCUCCAGGAGCGGUGCUCAGUGCGUCUAUCCUGGCUCUGGCCCCGAUAGUGAUUACUCAAGCUAUGAUCCUGCUAGUUUGACUAUCCUGGAUCGACUCAACCAUGUUGUGUCUCUUCUUGAGUCUCGACCUCUAGCAGUACUUGUAAAUGAUUCAGAGUCAUACGGCUCACCGCAAGGAGCAUCUAAUUUAUCAGCAGGGCAUGCUAGUAUCACUCAGCCAUUGCGUGUUGCUCCAAUCCACGCAUCGAGAGACUUGACGACUCUUGUCCCUGAAUAUGACGUACUGCAGGUCCUUGACCGCCCUGACUUUCCUUCAGCAUCAAACAAUUGUGAGAGUAUUAUGAGGUGGCCGAUAUUUCAAGGCCUCGUGCCUGAUACCCACUCUUUCGUCCUGGAGCUAAACGAAGAUGUUGAAGCGAGGUCCAGCGAUACCCGGGGCGGCUCAGGUGGAAGAGGAGUCCAGGAGGAGGAUUUGGUUCCUCUUUCAAAACGGUUCCUUGCUUACGUGCAUGUGAAGAAUCCGAUUUUGGAUGUUAAGGAUUAUAAGAAGAAGGUCAGAGAAGCAGCCGAAAAUGGACCAAGAUGGGAUGGCGGGUCUUGCCUUGUAUUAAUAUCUUGCGCCAUAGCAUGUUUGUCGGUGCCAUUUCAUACGGAGGCAGAUGCUGAUGGCUCUCCUGCCUCUACUCGCUCAUCGACAACCCCGGUCGUGGACCCGGAUACCGCUGCAUCAUACUACCUGGCAGCAAAGAAAAGGCUCGGACUACUCCAGCCAUCACUCCUAUAUAUACAGUGCUUGUUCCUCUGUGGUAUAUAUGAGAUGUACUGCCUUCACCCACUGCAAGCAUGGUUUCACUUUAAUCGAGCAUGCAUCGAUUUGCGAAACAUUCUGUGGACUCGCAGUCAGAAGAAGUCGAGCCAGGCAACCACGCAGGAAAAUCGCCGACUUGAACAAAGACUGUAUUGGUCUUGCGUCAAAACAGAAUAUGAAUUGCGGUAUGAGAUACCGUUACCGCCAAGUGGUAUCGCGCAGUGCGACUAUCCAGACAUGUUCCCUUCUCCACCAACAGAACUGACUUCCCCAUCGGCCUAUGAUCGAGGUGACACAUUGGACGAUGACAUUGUGCCAGAAGAAGAGAAGAGCUGGUUCUACUACUUGGCAGAAAUCUCUUAUAGAAGGAUGAUGAACCGAGCCAUGUCUGUAAUGGCUCGGAGCGGAGAGCAAGGUUGGACUGAUAACAUUUGUGAAUCUAUGGAGCAUUGCAAGGAGUUUAACGAGCAAAUAGAUCUUUGGUAUUCGCAUAUUCCUCCUCAAAUCGACCCCAAAAACGCAGUUCAUGCCAACAACGAGCUGGCACAGUUCUUGAAAAACCGAUGGGAAGUCGUUGAAACCGUCGAAGGCAGAUUUGUCUUCAUGGGCGAGUCCGAAGAUGCAUCAAGAGCACUCGAACACACUCUGGACGCAUAUCACGCCCGGCUUUGUUCAGACUCUCACGAAAAGAUAUAUGGAUUACUGGCUAUUCUUCCACCGAGGUUUGCGAGUGAGAUCAAGCCGGAUUAUGAACAGCCUGUCGACGAGCUAUACAAGUCCUGCUUUCUGGCUAGUACCAAGGCUCUUAACCGCUGGGAGCUGCGUGGUCGUCCUCGAAAUCCCGAUGAGGAAACCUGCCCUUCUUGGAUUCCCGAUCUUUCUGAAGCAGAUCCAUACGGCCAGAGAGUAUCACACCACUAUGCCUCUGGAUGUUCUGCUAUACACUAUGAGUACCAAGCGCCCAAUCUGCUAAAGGUAGUUGGCAUACGAUUCGACGCUGUGAAGUCUGUUUCUGAAAAUACCUUUGAUCAUUGGGACGAUGGGGAUGUGAUUUGCGUCGUUCUAGGAUGUGACUUUCCAGUACUCCUCCGUCCAUUUGAGGAUAACACCUGGAAGUUUUUGAGUGACUGCUAUGUAUGGGAUCUAGAAGCUACACAAGGCUUGCUAGGUCCUCUUCCGUCCCAGUGGCUGGAGCCUCUUGCAGGAUGGCAGCGUGUUUCAGUGGAGGAGGUAGGGCGAGAUCUUACAGGCGAUGACCCAGAGGUGUAUGACUUCUUCCGGAACAUGGAUGAUGGCAGAGUCGUGGAUUCUGAUCCAAGAUUAGAACCAGAAGCUCUCAAGAGCUGA